AUGAAUAUGACCCACCCUAUCACGGAUAUCAUUGCCGAAAAGGAUCAUGCGUGGUCCAAAGAAGCCGUCUUCGCCCUAGUCACCUUAUUCGUUAUGGUAAUACUGUCUGGUCUGGGUUUGGCAUUCAAGAACCGCUUGAAGGCCUCAGACCUAUGGAUGUGGUACAGAUGGCGGAGAAGAUCCAUGGAUGAGGUAGAACUUGCCACACUCCGUACUAGAACAAUGGCUUCUGGCUGGGUUGGCAUCGAGGAUGUCCGGCGAUACCAGCAGGCUACGUACACAUCGGUUCUUCGAACGAGGCGCGGACCAAGACCAUCGCGAGCGUCGAGCCGAAUCAGUGGUGGAUCCCGAUGAUGGUGCAUAACAAUUGAGCUGAGAAAGGACAGAAUCUGGGUAGUGAUAGGGGAUGCGACAUUGUCUGGGUUCGAGGACAACAGGUCGCUGUCAGUUGGAGUGCAAUAAAGCGCGGACGAUGAUGAUCGGGUUUCUUUCUUUUUGAUCAUCCUUAGAUGUUAGCUGUGGUGUGAGUGAUCUACGAAUGAAUGUGUUGUUGUAAGUCGCAAAUCCCACCUACAUGUUUGUGAGACACUCACCUGCUGCUGUAUAGCAUGCAAUGCCAACAAGGCUGAAGGCCUCUUCGAGUCGCCGCUCAAGCCCUGCUUGUCAGCAUAUCCAAUCAGACACGCAUUUCAGCAAAUAGCGCUCAAUAAAGUGAUUUGGAAUGUCCUUGUGGCAUGUGCAGUAUGCGAGCGAAAUCUCGCUGGUCUGGUACAAU
Alternaria rosae is the source of this 775-nucleotide messenger RNA. RefSeq lists its product as uncharacterized. NCBI's taxonomy places the organism in Eukaryota, Fungi, Ascomycota, Dothideomycetes, Pleosporales, Pleosporaceae. Bases 1 to 354 code for a protein of 117 amino acids. The record is from RefSeq and is a predicted model, not a curated record. The transcript has 3 exons.